Chlorella variabilis is the source of this 588-nucleotide messenger RNA. RefSeq lists its product as hypothetical. NCBI's taxonomy places the organism in Eukaryota, Viridiplantae, Chlorophyta, Trebouxiophyceae, Chlorellales, Chlorellaceae. Bases 1 to 588 code for a protein of 195 amino acids. The record is from RefSeq and is a predicted model, not a curated record. The transcript has 5 exons.
AUGCUGGGGGACUUUUCCUGCAAGAUUGCCCUGCUGCUGCUGGGCUAUGCGUACCCAGCCUACAAGACCUUCAAGGUCGUGCAGCUUCCAGCCACGCGCAGCAAUGACACGCUCUUGCGGCACUGGUGCCAGUUCUGGGCGCUGAUGGCUGUGUUCACCGCAGUGCAGCCGCUGGCAGACGCCUUCUGCUUCUGGCUGCCGCUGUAUUACGAGGCCAAGCUGGUGCUGGCUGUCUACCUGUGGGCCAACGAGCUGUCGGGCUCGCAGCACGUGUGGGUGCGCUGGGCGCAGCCGCUGGUGUCCCGUUACGAGCCGCUGGUGGACCGCUGGCUGGCGGAGAGCAAGGCGCUCGCGCGGGAGUGGCUGCACAGCAACGCCCUGCGCCUGCUGGCCCUGGCGCAGCAGAAGUUCUUCGCCUGGCUCGCGCAGGUGCAGCAGCAGGCGGGCGGCGGCGCGGCGGCCGCCGCGGCGCCGCGCCACGGCCGCUCCGCCAGGCGCGCCGGCAGCAAGGCCCGCGGCCGCCGCGCCGACGACGUGAGGGCGGGCCUCAAGGCAUUCCCCAUCAUCGCCGACAACAAGGACGAGUAA